AUGUGCUCUCCGAGAGAGCUGAAGCGAAUGAUCCUUGACCGCGGCCUCGUUGACCCAUAUCCAUCGGGCACUACGAUGAAGUAUACCUACGUGCGCACACUCACCAAAGCCGACCGCUCGCCACUCACAUUCCGCCUUCUCGACCUCCCUGCCGAGAUGCGCAACCUCAUUUACAUUGAACUUCUCACCUUUCCCGCUGAUAGGUGCCGAGAGCACCGUUUCUGCUUUCCACAGAUCCUCCGCACUUGUCGGCAGGUUCAUAAGGAAGCUGAGGAGCUGCUUUACACCGAGAACACAAUCAGUUGCGACUUUAAGACGCGGUACACCAAGCUCGAAUCCUACGUAUAUCCCGAGACAAGUGCAUUCAUACACAACAAGGAAUUGAACCACUAUGACUGCUUCUUCAACUUCCAGUAUGGAUCCGAUCUGCAGCUUACAGAUCCAUCAGAUGGGAGUGGGAACAGGAUAUUGCGAAAGUUCUUGCUGCGACUCGCCUCAGCGCUGAUGGACCAAAACAAGAUGGAGAGCCUCUGCAUCACGAUUUCGGACGAUGUACAAUCUGAGGAGCGGCCUGGGACGGCGGACAUCCUUCAUCCAAUGCGUCGCCUCCGCAACAUCCCAAAAGUCUCGAUCCGGGGCAAGGUCGGCGCCACGACUGCCUUGCAAAUCGUGACGGAUAUCAAGGGCGACAGUCCAACAUUCAAUACGGUGAAGCAGCUCCAGCUGAUCCUGCUCGAGGCGGAAGCGUACCAAAACCUGCAUGGAUCGAUCAACUGCACCGUCAAGGUCGACAAAGAUGACCUCUUGCUGUCUUCCAGAACAUCGACGACUGAGGAGAUAAUUGGUCACCACGUACGCCAAAUUCAAAUCAUGUUGGAUCCGGAGUAUGAACUCGCCAUGUUCGCAGAUGAGGAGGCCGAACGAUACCUGCAAAUUCGGCUAGCAAAGAUAAAGUCCUGCUUGGACGGGGUGCAGGAACCUGUUGUGGCCAAGCGACUCAAAGCGCUCGAGGCAACGAGAACGACGCGAUUGUCUUACACAAAAGAAACGGCACCGACAUCCAUCGAUCUGAAGGCUUUAGAGCGGGCAAGAACACCAUCACCGUUUCUUGACGAGGAUGACCUCUUUUGA
Ramularia collo-cygni is the source of this 1131-nucleotide messenger RNA. RefSeq lists its product as uncharacterized. The record is from RefSeq and is a predicted model, not a curated record. The transcript is spliced from 2 exons. NCBI's taxonomy places the organism in Eukaryota, Fungi, Ascomycota, Dothideomycetes, Mycosphaerellales, Mycosphaerellaceae. Bases 1 to 1131 code for a protein of 376 amino acids.